GGGCCAUCAAGAUUUUCUCUGGCAUCGAUCUUCCAAGGGCACUGGGUGAUCCCAGGCUGUGCACCUCACUUUUACUACCUUGGCUGUGGUUUGUGGUUUCAGGCCCAAGGGGACAUGGCUGAGGCGAGCAUCGUACGCCUGGACUCCGGGAUUCCUUAGUGCGUCGCAUUGCUGAGUCUCAGGAGGGACCCCCAAAGAAGACUGCUUCCCCCUCCCCGCUUUGACAAUGGCUGGAUCUACGCAACCGGCAACCCAGACCUGGCGGGGGGCAGAGACCCACUACCCCUCCCACGCCAUGUCCUACCCCGUGGCAUUAAAUCAGGCCCAUGUGGAUGUGAGUCUCUUGGAAUAUCAGCACCAUCCCAGAGAGUAUCCUUCCCACCUGCCCCCAGGGUCGCUCUUACACCCCCAACGGCGCAGACCCUCCCUCUUGUCCGAAUUUCAGCCGGGAAAUGAAAGAUCCCAGGAGACGCACGCUCGGACUGAGUCCCACUCGUAUCUCUCUGAUCUGAGCAAGCCAUCGGAAAUCGAGUUCAUUGAGACCAAGCGGCCUCGGAUGGAGCUCUUACAGGAGCCGCUGCUGAGGCCUCCGACUCUGCUCAGCCACGGAGCAACAGAGGGUUUCUCCAGGGACCGAGGCAUUGCUGGGAAACUGGAGCCCGUUUCUCCCAUCCCUUCUGCCCAUCCUGACUCGGAACUGGAUCUCCUCCCAUCCCGGCUCUCGAAGGAGGAGCUGAUCCAAAACAUGGAUCGUGUGGACCGAGAGAUAACCAUGGUAGAACAGCAGAUCUCCAAGUUGAGGAAAAAGCAGCAACAGCUAGAGGAGGAAGCGGCCAAACCGCUGGAGCCCGAGAAAUCCAUCUCUCCUCCACCGCUGGAGUCGAAGCACCGCAGCCUGGUCCAGAUCAUCUACGACGAGAAUCGGAAAAAGGCAGAAGCCGCACACAGGAUCCUGGAGGGACUGGGACCCCAGGUGGAGUUG
Molecule: messenger RNA, 982 nt
Organism: Thamnophis sirtalis
Lineage: Eukaryota; Metazoa; Chordata; Lepidosauria; Squamata; Natricidae
Source: RefSeq, a predicted model, not a curated record